Messenger RNA from Diprion similis, 3754 nucleotides. It is a transcript of the gene dup, whose product is annotated as DNA replication factor Cdt1. Gene Ontology annotation, molecular function: DNA binding; DNA polymerase binding. Bases 136 to 2370 code for a protein of 744 amino acids. Gene Ontology annotation, biological process: DNA replication preinitiation complex assembly; mitotic cell cycle; DNA replication checkpoint signaling. Gene Ontology annotation, cellular component: nucleus. The record is from RefSeq and is a predicted model, not a curated record. Lineage: Eukaryota; Metazoa; Arthropoda; Insecta; Hymenoptera; Diprionidae. The transcript is spliced from 6 exons.
CAACGGCGACCGUCCGAAGUGCAUAAGUCCAACAGUACUGGUCAUUAGCGAAAAAGAAUAUACCUUUUGAGACAGCCGGAAAAUUGGCGCCUGCCAGGUAACCGUAACGCCGAGAACUGUUAGAAUUGGUUGAAAAUGUCGCAGCAGUACGUUGACGCUUAUUUCAACACCCGAAAACGGACAGCUGCCGAAGACGUUAGGAGCAGGACAAAAGUCCUGAUCCUCGACGAUGAUCAGGCUACGAACGUGGUGAGCAAUCUGGACGACUGUAAUGUCGAUGAGGCAAAAAACCUCGGCUCGUUAGCCUCUCCGGCCCUCCAGGACGACGAUUCUAACCCCAAAAUGAGUCCGAAGAUCAUUUUCGCGAACGCGGACACCAAGCAGUCCGAGGGCUGCGAGAUUCGCACCAGUGUUGUUCGCCCAAAUCGCAUUGUACGAAACAUUCAGUUUGAUUCGGUGAAGGCUGGAAGCACCAAGAGUCCGAGAUCCAGUUCGCGAAACCGUGGCGGUCCUCGUUCCAAAAAAACAUCAACCCAGGAAGGCCAGUCGGACAUCCGCGACACCUUUUUGAAGCUGAGCAAAGACGGAGGCGAAACCAAACCAAAGAGCAAUGUUGUCUUCGAGAAGAAGGGCCUUCUCAGUCCGACCAAAAAGGGACCUUCGACGCCUCAAAAAACUCCUCAACAUUCCGCUAUACAGAAGGUCACCAACACCAAGGCUUACGAGGCAGCCGAAGAACAACCGGCGGCUGGAUCCGUGACUCCUAAAAAAUUAUCCACAAUGGACGUCUUGGCACAGAAGGAACUCAGUCUUGGAGAAAUUAAAAACCGAAUUAACCGGUCAUCUAGACUUGCAGAGCUCAAAGCUUCCAUUGCCAAGAUCAACAAGUGUGCUGCAAAGCUUGAUGCGAUUCAGGCUAAAAAACCUCAAAUCCGGAAGUUUGAGAAUAUUGAAGUAGAGGUUCCUGUUAGUCCGCAAAAAGCGAUGAUGUCUCCAAAGAAGAACGUCUUAACCCCGACGAAAAACAUUGAGCUCCCAAAGAACGCUAGCCCUCAAAAGCGACUAUUGUUCACUCCUAAAGAGAAUUCGUGCAGUCCUAGUAAAAGCAGCCCUACUAAGCAAGCUGCCUAUCAAAAAUACCAAUCCUUGGUUGAAUCUGGAACACCGGCUCUGGUGCUGCCUUACAAUUAUCGCCUUUUGGCCGAAGCCUUUAGAUGUGUUGAUACCGUUGCUUCAUUGCUGUUCAAUCGAAAAGAAAUUAUAACAUUCAAGAAGCUGAAACCAGCAGUACAGGAAUUACUGAGGCGCAAUUUUACGAUGGAUCAUUUGGCGCAGAUUAAAACCGUGUAUCCAAAUGCCUUUGUGUUUAAUCAGGAGAAGUUACACAACUUUGGUUCUUCCUCUAAGCAGGACAAGUACGAACUUGUUAUAACACCCAUGGUUGAACCAAAGAAUGGGAGAAACACACCAGAUGCCGAUAAUGUUCUCAAGUCUGCCUCAGAAAUGAGCAUGUGCCCAACGGUCUUACUGCAACGUCGAAGAAUCUUCUACAAUACGCUUUUAGAUCUAGUCAAGGAUCGUCAUGAGAAAUAUCUUCUGUCUUUGAAGCCUCCAAUGGUUAUUCCAAAGGAGAAGUUAACCAGAUGGCAUCCAGAAUUUGAUGUGGAAAGCUGCGCUGCUAUUGAAAAAUCCGAAUUGCCGCAACCUCCUAACAUUGAGAAAUUUACAACUGCCAAAGACGUGCUUCAAAAAGCCAAGGACAUGUUCAACUGCAACACGCGUAUGGAAAAGGCUCUGCAGAGGUUGGCAGAGGCCAAAAUGACAUCCAGAUCCGGUUCGCCCAGCUCCACCCUGAAUGUCGAUGCAUCAACUCAGAUUAACGAUCAAGAAAUGAGGAAAGUUGACAUUUCUAUUGUCGAUACACCACCUGCUACUCCUACUACACAGAACAGUUACCUUAGCGCAGCUUUCAAGGGUAUUCCAAAAGCGCUUCUUGAAAAGGUUCGCGCGAAGCAGGCAGCUAAGGCAUUGGAAUCAAUGACGAGAACGUCGAACGCGGACAAAGAGGCAACUCAAUAUUCGCGGUUGCCAGAGCUGUCCAGAAUUCUGCGGAAUAUUUUUGUCGCCGAAAAGAAGGGUGUUUUACCCAUGGAAUUUGUUAUCAAGAAGCUCGAUAAUUCUUACCGGGCAAAAUUGACCCCCAACGAGCUGGAGAAUCUUAUCAAACUAAUGUGCCAGCUCCUUCCUGUUUGGGCAAGUAUUCAAAAGGUGCAAAAAAUUAAUUAUCUGAAAUUGACCAGAGAUAUCGACGUCAACAAAGUUGUUAGAAGAUUUGAAAUAAUGGCCAACAAUAAAGUGAACGCUUCUUAACAGUGGUAAAAAUUGCUAUUUUAAUAGAAAUAUAAUCGACUUGAAUAGGGAAUUUGAAUAUAAUCAUUGUUCAGUGUACAACAGCUUCAGCUGUGCAAUAUGAAGAAUGGAGAAGCUCAUUUAUCAUACCAAAUCGGUUCAAUGACUUGAAGACUUACGGAACAGAUUUUUUCAUGCGGGAUUUGCGAUUUACACACAGAAGUUAGAUUUAAUUUUUAAAAAACCUUUGACUUACCUUUUUCCAUUCACGUUUCAUACUGUUUUCUUUUACCCAUGUUCAGGCGCAAUAGAUGCCCAACAAGUGAUUCUGAGAUAAGUCUGGGAUACAUUUCUUACUCGCUUUUGAAAAAUCUCAUAGUUUUGUCAAAUAUUCUCUCAUGAUUGGUAAUUUACGAAUGCUCACCUUAUCGCUUAUACAAUGUUUGUCAAUUUUGGGACGAUAUUUUAUUAAUCCAUGUCAGAGUACAAAUUAUCUUCUCUCCGUCUAGAUAGCAGUCAUGAUCUAGCAUUCGCUAUUUCUUCUUCUUCAUGCGACUGAUGAUUCCAGUUCACAUUCCACAUAUUCACUCUUUGUUUGUGUUAUAUGAUUGCCAAUAAUAAUCUUUUCGUUCUUUCCUUGAGUUCGAAUCCAUUUGAGUGCCUGAAUAAUUAUCCUGCCUGAUGCAUCAUUUUAAAAUGACGAUUGGUAUUGCAUUUUUUCGUGUAUUGUUUACACACAUUUUGAUUAUUCACAUUAUUCAAAAAGAAGGAGAAUGGUGUAUUUGUCCGAUUCGCUAUUUGAUAUUUCUAGACACAUGUCAAAUUUGUCUAUCUUUACUUAUAGUUUAUUUUUAUACUGAGUUAAGAAGUAGUAUUACACCUGAGUUCAGAAUUACUUCGACUGUGGCAUUGAUAACUCGAGUAACUUGUAUGUACCUAUGUUUAAUAUUAGAUCUCUACCGAAAAAUUGCAAAUUAAAGACUGCGAUUAUCCAAAUAAAGAAUCAUUAGUUACGAGGAUUGAUAUGAAAUCCAGUAAUAAGAUAUAAGCGAGGAAAAUAAAACUUCAAAAAUUAGUUAUAGUUUUCACUACCACAAGAUUGUUUUUCGGUAUUGUACGUCGCGUUAGAAGAUGCGUCUUCCUAUAUACUAUAUACUACCUAUAUAAUAAGCAAUAGUAUUCGUAUUUAAUACGUGAUGUGAUGUAUGAAUUUGUCUUUACUUAAAAUUUUUUGCAUCGUCCAAAUUCGAUUGAUUAUGAUCACGCGAUUACGCGGAAAGACCUGCACAAUUAAUUUCUAGAAAUUUUCUGGGCGCAUGUAAAUCGAGGUUAGUUAUAUCUAAAUAUUUAUAUGUAUACCAUUAUUGAAGCAAUUAUGUCUUCGGCUUGAACUGAAUUUUUUCUG